This is a messenger RNA of Orcinus orca (killer whale), 2234 nucleotides long. Its product is annotated as proline-rich protein 36-like. The record is from RefSeq and is a predicted model, not a curated record. Bases 146 to 1606 code for a protein of 486 amino acids. Lineage: Eukaryota; Metazoa; Chordata; Mammalia; Artiodactyla; Delphinidae. The transcript has 2 exons.
UUCUCUUUCCCGCCCACUCGCCCCGCCUCCUGCUUGGCUCGCCCCCAAGGCGUUGCCAUGGGGACCAAGCGGCCACAGCUGGCCUGUGGCGGUGCCGCCUGCCUGGUCGCUUUUGCGGACCUGGUGGCGGCGACAGUGGGAGCUCAUGGAGCUUUCGGUUAACGACGUCGACAGGACCAAGAAGCGGUGUGGUCUGGGCCGUUGCAAGCAUUUCUUUUGGUUGGGCGUCGCCUUCGACACGGUGGGCGCGACCGUGAUGUUCACCGGGGUCUUCGCCGAUCUGCUCUUCUACGACCUGUUGCUUUACCUGGGUUCCAUCAUCAUCUUCCUCAGCCUCCUCUGGUGGGUUUUCUGGUACAGCGGUAACAUCGAACUGUCUUCUGAAGAACCCUUGAACAGGCCCUACCACCUGCCUUCCGCCACCACGCUGGAAGUCCUGAGCCAGACCAUCAGCAACUGUUUCUCUUUCAACAUGGGCAGCGUUUCCAACACCUUUAUGCGGAUGCGGCCGCGGCGGCGGCACCGCCAGAGGUUCCUGCAAGGGAGUGCUCUGGAUAUGACCGUCACGGGCCAGGUCGAAAACCAGCUAGACCAGGACAAAGACGGGAUGGAAGGUGCCAAGGAGAGCGGCGACGCUCAGGACUUUGGCAGCGAGGAUCUCCCCAAACCUGAAGCUGUCAAAAGUUUAAAGGGAGUUUGCUCCUUGGGCCCCAAUGCGGGUCCCCUAGGCACUGACGCUAGUCUCCCAAGGUUUGUUAAAGGACCAUGGACCCAUCUGGUGCAGCCAUUCACUCCAUCUCCUCUGGACCAGCCUCUCACUCCAGCCAUCCUGGCUUUUAAGAGCCUGCCCAUAGUCCCCGAGGCCUCUGCUAGCCAGCCUCUGCCUAUUCUGAACUCUGAGACCCAGCCUGUAGUUUCCUUGGCCUCUACAAGCCAGCCCCCUGCAGUUACUCUUGCCUCUGUGAGCCAGCCUGCUGCCCCCUUGGCCUCUGCUAGCCAGCCUCUACCUAUUCUGACUUCUAAGAGCCAGCCUGUAGCUUCCUUGGCUUCUACUACUCAGCCUCCAGUCCUCUUUGCCUCUGAGAGCCUGCCUGCUGUCCCUUUGUCCUCUACAAGUCAGCCUCUGACCAUCCUUACCUCUCAGAGCCACCUCCUGGUGCCUGUGGCUUCACAGAGCCAGCUCCAGAAUCUUGCUCAGGCCUGUCAAACUCAGCCACCACCUCUUCAGGCUUCCCAAUCCCAGGGUCUGGCCACCCAGGUCUCUCUGCUCCAGCUGCUGCCCACCCAGUCUUUUCAGACCCAACCUGUGGACCUUCAGGCGGCCCAGGCUAUCCAGGACUUUCAGGCCAUGUAUCACACCCAACAGACCUCCCAGAGCAGCUCUUUAGUCCAGAGGAUUGGACCAAGCCAGUCUCCAUCUGCCCAGGAGUUUCACAGAGAGCCAGUUGCUUUUGAGACCCCACCACCAGCGGGCCAGGAGCUAAGUCAGAACCCCCCUGACACUGCAUCCCUGCUCCCUGAGUCCCCAGCUGCUCAAGCCCAGCAGUCAGUGCCCCCCGGCAGGGCGCCCACCCCCGUCCCGGAGAGGAGGAGUCGCUUUCUCUAGCACAGAACCAGACCCCAGCCCUCCGAGUGGCCCUAAGGCCUCCACCAAAGCUCACCAAUGUUCCUACAGAUUUAAGUGCCAAGUUUAUAAAAGCACAAAUACUUACCUUAAUCUCGAUUUGGAAACCUCCAUCUGGAGCCCUGGCCUGUCUCAGCACUGCAGACUUGACCAGCUGCCUCCACCAAGUCUGUGCUGCAGAGUGGGGAGAAUUUUCCAGCCCCAGACAGUAAAGAUGUUUAUUGCCAGAAUUUGAAGCCAUAAUAAACUAUGCUGUUCCAAAUGAACUUCAUUUUAAAAGAAGUUGGUUUUUAAAAUAGACUUCUCUUGUGAAAACAUUCCAGCAUUCUAAGCGGAAAAUCAUGUCUCACAUACUCUGGGUGAAUGUGUCAGUACAAAUCCCACAGAAACGGACAUUGAAAAUUGCAGCUCCUUGUAUUUAAGGAUGCUUUGUGACCUCGUUAAGCUAUCAGAAAAGUUAAGACAAUCAGGGUAUUAUAACAUGUUACAGUUUAUUUAUAUGUUCAUUUGAUUUAAGCAAUAUGAGUUUCCCUUUUUCCCAAGGAUUUAAAACCUGCUGAUUUGAUUGCAUAUUUUAAUGAUAAUCAAAUAAAAUUCAUUUGGGACUGCU